CUGUGGCGGGAUGAUUUGGUUUCGUGAGCGGAGACGAUUUUAAAUAUGCGUAUUUUUUUUCCUAGCGAUUGCGGCAGUUUUUAGGGAGUGCCUGACAUGCCAGGGCCAGAAGCGUGAGGGGCACCGCGGCAGUGAAAUAUCAACUGCCUUUUGUUGACUGUAGCGAAGCGAGUGAGUAAUUAACUGACGCCCAGAUUAGAGCCACGACCGGCUCGCGUCUAAUUGCCACGUCUUUGGAGGGAGACCCUGCUCAGCCGUCAUGGAAAGGGGGCCACCGCUUCCCGGCCGAGGGAAGGCCAGAGAGCAUAACUCGCUUCGUAGGAACCCUGUGGCGAGAGAAAGCGGCCUUGGGUGGGAACAGCCACCGCCAGGCGACGGAGCCAGCAGCAAAAAACCCAAAUUUCACUUAAGCAUCAAGACACUGACAGAUGAUGUGUUUGAUAGAUUUUCCAGCAUACGGAUACCAGGCAGCAAAAAAGAUAGACCGAAUGUACUUCAUCUGAAACAACUGCAUUCCUUGACUAGUGAUUGGUCUACUUCUGCAGAUGUAGAUAACUUUGUCCAUAAACCUUUGUCGGAGACAGAGAUACUUGCACUGUUCGAAAAAAUGAUGGAAGAUAUGAAUUUAAAUGAAGAUAGAAAAGUUCCAUUGAGAGAAAAAGAUGUUGCUACCAAAAAGGAGAUGGUUAUACAGUAUAUGAAUACUGCUUCUACUGUGGGAUAUCUCAAAAACCACAAACAGAUUUCACCGCAGGAAUUCGUAUACGAAUUGAAAGCUGGAACAGCUGAUGAAAAACUUGUCAGUUGCUUAGAAUCCCUUCGUGUAUCUUUGACCAGUAACCCUAUCAGCUGGGUUGAGAAUUUUGGACAUGACGGUCUUGGAUUAUUAUUGGACAUUUUGGAGAGGCUGCUUGAAACAAAACAUCAUGACAUCAUUCUGAAGAAGAUCCAGCAUAAGAUCAUACAAUGCUUGAAAGCUUUUAUGAAUAACAAGUAUGGUUUGGAGAGAAUAAUGAGUGAACAGAGAAGCUUUUUAUUACUGGCUGAAGCAGUUGAUCCUAAACAAAUUAAUAUGAUGACUGAUGUAGUUAAACUUCUUUCUGCAAUGUGCAUUGUUGGAGAUGAAAAUGUCCUUGAAAAAAUUUUGGAAGCCCUGACUACAGCAGCAGAAGAGAGAAAUAUUGAUAGAUUUCGUCCCAUUGUGGAAGGCCUUCAGGGGAAUUCAGUACAUUUGCAAAUAGCUUGUAUGCAGCUCAUCAAUGCACUGGUUACAUCUCCUGAUGAUUUGGACUUCAGGCUCCACAUCAGAAAUGAAUUUAUGCGCUGUGGAUUGAAAGAGCAAUUACCAAAAUUAAACUGCAUAAUGAAUGAUGCUUUGGAUAUCCAGCUAAAGGUGUUCAGUGAACACACAGAUGAAGACAUGAUAGAAUUUUCUCAUCGUUUGGACGAUAUCCGAUUGGAAAUAGAUGAAGUGAAUGAAGUCUACAACGCAGUGUGGAACACAGUUAAGGACACAAGUGCAGAACGUUCUUUCCUUUCUAUACUUCAGCAUCUCUUGCUGAUACGAAAUGACUAUUAUGUACGACCUUUAUAUUUCAAGUUAAUUGAAGAAUGUGUUUCACAGAUAGUCUUACACCGAAAUGGAGUAGAUCCAGAUUUUAGUUAUCGUAAAAGAUUGGAUAUGGACUUCAGUCAUUUAGUGGAUAUCUGUGUUGAACAAAACAAAAUAGAAGAACUUGAAGAGAGAGCUUCAGAAUUCUUGAAAAAGUUUGAAAAUGAAUUCUUAGCUCAUCAAGAAACAAAGGCACAACUUCAGAAAACUGAAGAAAAAAUCAGAUACCUUGAGGCAGAAAAACAAGUUUAUAAAUGUGAGAUUGGCUCUGUAAAGAAUGACACAUUUCUCAGAGGAAAUGCAGAUCCUUCAUCAGCUGCUGUAUCACCUGAUUUGCUGUCAGUCACUGGAGUUGUGCCACCUCCCCCCCCACCUCCAUUACCACCUUCAUUUACCAGUGGCUCAGGAAAAAUGGCUCCCUUUGGUGUCCCUCCUCCUCCUCCUCCUCCUCCACUGCAGGGACUACUUGAAACACAGUGCUCCCCUCAUGUUCUGCCUUUUGGACUGAAGCCUAAAAAAGAGUUCAAAUGUGAAGUCACUAUGAAAAGAUUCAACUGGUCCAAGAUCAGUCCACAUGAAAUGAAUGAGAACUGUUUCUGGAUAACAGCAAAUGAUGGCAAAUAUGAAGAUGCUGAUCUGCUCUGCAAAUUGGAACUUACAUUCUCUUGUCAAAAGAAUGUAAAAAAGGAUGAAGCUCUUGAAGAAAAGAAGCCUAUUAAAAAACGAAUCAAAGAACUUAAAAUUUUGGAUCCAAAGAUUGCCCAAAAUCUUUCUAUCUACCUUGGUUCUUUUCGGGUGUCUUAUGAAGAAAUAAAAAGGAUGAUACUGGAAAUAGAUGAAGCCCAGCUUUCAGAGUCCAUGGUUCAGAAUUUAAUAAAGCAUCUUCCUGAACAAAAACAGCUUGAUGAAUUGUCCAAGUUGAAGAGUGAAUAUAAGAACUUGUCAGAACCAGAGCAGUUUGCUAUUGUUAUGAGCAACGUGAAGAGGCUGAAGUCACGGUUGAGUGCAAUUCUUUUUAAGCUUCAAUUUGAGGAACAGGUGAAUAGCAUCAAACAUGACAUCAUGGCUGUCAGUGUUUCAUGUGAAGAGAUAAAGAAGAGCAGGAAUUUCAGUCAGCUUCUUGAGUUAGUGUUACUAAUGGGAAACUAUAUGAAUGCAGGAUCUCGAAAUGCACAUACUUUUGGAUUUAACCUCUCUUCCUUAUGUAAGUUAAAGGAUACCAAAUCAGCUGAUCAGAAGACAACCUUGCUUCAUUUUCUGGUUGAAAUAUGUGAAAACAAUUAUCCUACUCUGCUGAGCUUUGUUGAUGACCUGCAGCACUUAGACAAAGCAAGUAGAGUUUCAGUAGAAAACUUGGAGAAGAACCUAAAGCAAAUGGAAAGGCAGCUUAAACAACUUGAGAGGGAUCUGGAGACCUUUCCCCUGUCAGAAGAUAAUCAUGACAAAUUUGUGACAAAGAUGUCCACCUUUGCAAUUCAAGCAAAGCAGGAAUUCCAGAAACUUGUUAGGUUGCAUGACAAUAUGGAAAAACUCUAUCGAAAUGUGAUGGACUAUUAUGCUGUUGAUUUGAAGAAGGUUUCAGUGGAGGAAUUUCUAAUGGAUUUGAAUAACUUCAGAACAAUGUUCAUGCAAGUGGCAAAGGAUAAUAAGAGAAGAAAAGAAGUAGAAGAAAAGCAGAAGCAGAAGCAUGCCAUGAUUGCUAGAGAAAAGGCAGAAAAGGAAAUACUAGCAAGACAACAAAAGAAGCAUUUGUUAGAAAUGAAAACAGAGUGCGAUGAAACAGGAGUGAUGGAUAGUCUACUGGAGGCGUUGCAGUCAGGUGCUGCUUUCCGAGAUCGAAGAAAACGAGCAGCAAGGUUUAAAG
This is a messenger RNA of Pogona vitticeps (central bearded dragon), 3476 nucleotides long. Lineage: Eukaryota; Metazoa; Chordata; Lepidosauria; Squamata; Agamidae. The record is from RefSeq and is a predicted model, not a curated record.